AUGCCUGAUAUUACGGAAGAAUUUAUUGGAUUGACUAAUUGUGAUAAGAAAGUUGCAACCAAGUAUUUGAAACGUAAUAAUUGGAAUCUAAACUAUGCAUUGAAUGAGUACUAUGAUAAAGAGGUUGGUAGCUUCCUUGUGGAGGAGGAGGUUAUUGAGUACCCUGAAGAGUUGAUUCAGAUAUUUAAGAAAUACAGUAAUGAUAAUGGGGAAAGUAUUGAUACCGAUGGGUUUAUUCAAUUGAUUAAUGAUUUGGAUUAUCAAUUGGAAGACAUCGUGACGAUUUGUUUAGCUGAAUUGAUGCACUGUAAGUCAUUAUCUCUGCCGAUAACCAAGGAUCAGUUUCUUUCUACGUGGUACGAGCAAGGUUGUUCUCAAUUAAAACACAUGAAGAUAUUACUAGAUGAUUUAGAUCAUAAAUUACAGAAUGAUAUAAGAUAUUACACUCAUAUUUAUAGAUACUCUUUUGAUUUAAUUCGAGACAGUAAUGAAAAAUGUAUCGAAAAAGACAUGGCAAUCGAAUAUUGGAAACUGUUUUUCAGUUCUAAAUGUCCAAUUACGAUCAAUGAACUACAACUAAACAGUUGGAUCGAGUUCAUCAACGUCAAUGAAAUUGAAUCAAUCACUAGAGAUGUAUGGGAAAGACUAUUAGAAUAUUUCAAGAAAUACCCUACUCUGGAAAUUCUUUCAAAGAAUUACAACGAAUUAGACCCUUGGCCAUAUAUCAUGGAUGAAUAUUACGAGUUUCUAGAGGAUACGAAGAGGAUAUAA
Molecule: messenger RNA, 771 nt
Organism: Vanderwaltozyma polyspora DSM 70294
Lineage: Eukaryota; Fungi; Ascomycota; Saccharomycetes; Saccharomycetales; Saccharomycetaceae
Gene: DCN1
Product: NEDD8 ligase DCN1
Exons: 2
Coding region: 1-771 (256 amino acids)
Biological process (GO): positive regulation of ubiquitin-protein transferase activity; protein neddylation
Cellular component (GO): ubiquitin ligase complex
Molecular function (GO): ubiquitin-like protein binding; cullin family protein binding; ubiquitin conjugating enzyme binding
Source: RefSeq, a predicted model, not a curated record